This is a messenger RNA of Electrophorus electricus (electric eel), 4698 nucleotides long. RefSeq names its product vascular endothelial zinc finger 1b (gene vezf1b). Gene Ontology annotation, cellular component: nucleus. Gene Ontology annotation, biological process: regulation of transcription by RNA polymerase II. The record is from RefSeq and is a predicted model, not a curated record. NCBI's taxonomy places the organism in Eukaryota, Metazoa, Chordata, Actinopteri, Gymnotiformes, Gymnotidae. Gene Ontology annotation, molecular function: DNA-binding transcription factor activity, RNA polymerase II-specific.
UUUAUCUAGAUUUUCUACAAGACUGCUCAUCACUUUUAAAAUAAUAUUGGAGCUUUCCAUGAAAGAUUAUGUAAAUUCUGAAACGUAUAUACUAUUCAUCAUAAUUAAACAAAAUGUACCUUCUUAUUAACAUUAUAAAUUUAAUUCAUUUGCGUUUACCUACAACAGAAACAAACUAUUUCAGUACAGUACCGUAGAAGCUAUAAACAAACCAAAAAAACAUUAACAGAAGGACUGCGCUUGUGUCUUUUCUCUUUUCAAUCUCCCACACGUCAUGUUCUUUUUUUUAAAAUACGUUUAUCCGUGACCAUAAUCACAUUCUUGUGACAUUGCCGUUGCGUGAGCUCACAGAGUCACGUUUCCAUUUAGCGCAUUUUCUCCGCGUCGCUUGCGUGAGCGUUCCUGCCCUGCGCAGGCAAUCCCGACAUCUCGGCAGCAGACAGCAGAUGAAAUGGUUUGGCCCUGAGGGUUACAGGAAGUUGGAGCAGCUGCCAUGUUUAGCUGCUUUGUUGUAGAUUUCUUGUAGGUUUCCUGCAGAUUUUUAAGUGUUGCAAUGGAGCCGAGCUGGAGUUCAUUUUUAUUUCAGCAAGCGAAUGAAGCCCUCCACCACCAGCAUCAGGUGGGCCAGAACAGCCUCCUACCAUUGCUCAACUCGGGGUCUGAGCCGCAAGACCAGAAGCCUGUGCUCCCCAUCCCACUGGAUCAGAAGCCCCCGGUCAGUGCUGCCGAGCUCCUCAAGGACAAUGUUGCCAGUGGGGCGGGUGGUGGUGGGGGCGGAGGAGGGGGCGGAGGGGGCCCAGUGGUGGUUAAGAAAGAGCCCAAGUCCAAGACCCCCUUCAUCUGCGGCUACUGCAACAAAGCGUUUCGGGACAGCUAUCACCUGCGGCGGCAUGAGUCCUGUCACACGGGCAUCAAGAUGGUGUCGCGGCCCAAGAAAGCACCCACUGCGCCCACCAUGGUGCCGCUCAUCUCCACGGUGCCGCGUGACAGCAACGGCAACCCCUCGUACGUGUCCACGGUGGCGGGCAUCCUCACGACGGCCACCACGUCUGCCUCGGCGGGGGUUGGGGUGAUGUCUGCCCUGCCCCAACAGCAGCAAGCCAGCGUGCCCAAGAAGCCACCUAAACCUGUGAAGAAGAACCACGGGUGCGAGAUGUGCGGCAAGGCCUUCCGCGAUGUCUACCACCUCAACCGGCACAAGCUGUCGCACUCGGACGAGAAGCCGUUCGAGUGUCCCAUCUGCCACCAGCGCUUCAAGCGGAAGGACCGGAUGACGUACCACGUGCGCUCGCAUGACGGCGGCGUGCACAAGCCGUACGUCUGCUCCGUCUGCGGGAAGGGCUUCUCCAGGCCGGAUCAUCUCAGCUGUCAUGUAAAGCAUGUUCACUCCACAGAGAGACCUUUCAAAUGCCAAGUAACGGCCUGCACGUCCGCUUUCGCCACCAAAGACCGCCUGCGCUCACACAUGAUCCGCCAUGAGGGCAAGGUUACCUGCAACAUCUGCGGCAAGAUGCUGAGCGCCGCCUACAUCACCAGCCACCUGAAGACCCACAACCAGGCCGGUUUCACCUCACCCUGCAACAAAGACACUAACAACGUGUGCAACUCCGCCUCAGCCACCCCUGUCACCGUAACGGCCGCAGCCAGCACCGCGAGCAUGAACCGCGGCACGGCCAGCAACGCCGUCACCAUCGCCUCCAACACAGUGAACAUCACGGCUCCUGUCAGCCUGCAGCACCCGGUCACCAUAACCGCUCCGGUGAACAUCGCCUCGGUCAACAUCCCCGCCACGGCGCCCAUGAACAUCGCCCACCCAGUGGCAAUCACCACGCCCAUGCCCAUGAACAUCGCCGGGCCACUCAACAUCGCCAUGAGGCCCAUGGAGAGUAUGCCUUUCCUCUCCCAGGUCCUGCCCUCCUCACCGCCCUGGUAGAAGCUAUCGACCCCUGACGUGCAUCACUCUCUCUCCCACCCAAAAUUGUUUUAUUUCGAAGCCUCGUCACCAGUUCUGGUCUUCCUUUGGUAGCAUGGUUCCUGUAUAAGGAAAAGGCAUGGAAGGCGGCAACCUAGAAGCUAUGAGCUAGCAUGACCAGACCGUAGCAGUGGCAGAUGAGCUGUGAGUGUGAGUGUGUGGUGUCCUGUUUCUCUUCCUUAUGGCUGUAGGGUAAGCAGAUCCAGGUUGUUUAGAGUUUAGUGAAGUAGUUUAAGAAAGGAAAAAAGUAGGUAAUGCAUGGAGUGGGGGCCUGACAUGCUGUAUGUUUGGUGAUUUUCACUUUGCUAGUGCCAGAAAAUCUCUGCCAGUAGCCAUUUGAAGAGGAGCAAGUAGCUCCAUCAAAUAGUGUGACUGGUAAUAACGGUUUUGAACUGUGAGGACUUUAUUUUUGUUAUUUUAGCUUGCUAAUCAGUAUUUCCUAGGUUUAUGCAUUGAGUCUUGUACUACAAAAGGGAGACACUUCCAUUUGUGGAAGACGAUUAUUAUUUUUUUUAAAUAAUACUGUUGACAAACUGUUUUGAGGUUAUUCUGGUUUUACCUUCAGUGUAAGCCACUUACAAAUGUAGCUGUUAUUCUAGUUAAGUCAUUUUUGGAGAUGGUCAUUCCUGGUAGAAAAAAAAAAUACUGUUUUGAAUAGCUGGGAUGUACUUCUGCUUAGUGGGUGUUGGAAAUAACAGUAGCGAUUUGACACACAUCUUGCACUGAAAACAUAUCUGAUUGGCAGUAUUAUGAGAGAAAAUGUUUUCAUAUCUUGAGCUUCUUUGUUUAGAUGUCAGGCCAUGUACUGGCCAUAUUCCCUGAAAGUGGUCCCUGAGAUCUUAAAAGAUUGAUAAUCUUCUGUACUCUUCUCUCCUGUCAGGAUGAGGGGCUGUAUUCCUAUGGACCUUUGCUCAGGGUCUUUGCUGAGAGAAUCCUACUCAUUUGACACUCAUGUUGGUAGAAUCUUGCCUAACACUCUUCAGAACGUGGCUUUUGGGGGGGGGGGGGGGUUGUUGUUGUUGUUUUUGCUUAUUUAAUACACUAAACCAUUGCCUCCUUAUUGUCUGAAACUUUGAAGUCCCAUAUAGGUCCCAUUAGUCUGUUAAAGUUGCUGUCCGUUACAUGGGUCGAAGAUGAAUCUGGUUAAAUUUAUUAGGUUUUAGGUCCGUGUGUAUGCCUGUUUUAUUUUAUUUUUUUCUUUUUAACAGUUAAACCAAAACUGCCAUCGUUUUUCAGGUUUGUUGACCUGGUUUUUAUCCAUGAUGCUCAUUUCUGCUCCAAAUGACUAUAGGAGGUUAGGAACUAUAGGAAGUAAUGAACCAAGGCAAAGUAUUUCAUCCAUUAUGGAUGGCAAAAGCAAUAUCAAGAUUAAACUGCUAAUCCAUUCCAUUGUCUUCUGAUCAGUUAGAGGGGUGGGUGGUAUAUAUAUAUAUAUUUUUUUUUAAUAACUUGGCCUUCUUAUCCUCAUUGAUCUGAUAGUAAAUUGUGCAUUUAUACAGUAUCAGUACACAUUUAUGUUUAAAACUGGAAGCAAGAUUUAGCUAAAUAUAGUUAUUUGUUGAUCAGAGACUUAAUGGAUGGAUGCGGGGGGUGGGGGACAGAUUUGACUGUGAGUUUAAACCAAGCCUAAGUGUUACCGGAUGUUUGGUUGUUUUGCUACGAAAGGGUCUCCCCAUUUGACCUCAGAGUAGCAUUUCCAUGCAUUGCAUGAACGUCUGUAGGAACGUAGCACCUGAAAUUAUUUCUUUAUGCCUGUCUUAUCUGUGUGUGUGUGUGUGUGUGUGUGUGUGUGUGUGUGUGUGUGUGUGUGUGUGUGUGUGUGUGUGUGUGUGUGUGUGUGUGUGUGUGUGUGUGUGUGUUCAAGAGCCAUCUUGUUUUGGCUGAGCUUUGAAAACUGGAAUUUGAAGAUUGAUGUGACUGGUUAAAGACAUUAGAGAACAUUUGGCUUUGGAGUGUGCUUGUACUUAACAUUCAUCCUGCCACAGUGACAUCUUUCUGUGCCUGAUCUGAAAAUGCCACAUCGGAACAUGUCAACUGUCCAGUUUACCACAUUUGUUUGAAGAUUUUUUUUUUUUUUUACAUCGGUUUUGCUUUGGAGAAUGUCAUGUGUGAGGAAAUAUGAAAUUGUCAUUAGGCUUUUCCUAAAUAUUGUUUUGAGUGUUUUAUUAUGCCUUAUGCACCAACAGUAUCUUUUAAAUGAACUUGUUUGAAUAGUGAGGGGGAAAAUAUUUUCAGUUUUGCAUCAGAGAAUGAAACUAGUUCAGUCCUUUUAAAAUUUUGAUGAAUUGGCAAAACCACAUGAAUGCCAGUGAAUGUAUAUCUUUGUAUAAAACAUUUAGCUCAGCGGAUGUGGUAGUUAUGUUAGACAUGUGCAAGGAAAAAAAUUAAAUAACCUUUUAUAAAACUUUUUGUAUUAGAACAUUAACAUUGAUAAUUUUGUAUAUAUGAAGACUAGGCUUUUUUGGUUAGCAGAAAGGUAAAACAUUCCUACAUUUUUUAAAUGUAUGUAUGUCAAGAACAAUUAUGUAAACACAAUGUUUUAUGUGCCUUUUAUUUGGGUUGUCUAAAUAAAAGAAAACUGUAAAACAUUUAGGUAAUCCUUGAAUAUUAAUCUGAACUCCUGGGCUGUAGUCUUCUUACAGAUCGAUAGUGUGGUCUGGCUGGCUCACUGAUUUUACAGAGUGCACAUUUUUACUAAGUUCAUAUUGAAAGUGGUUAUAAUAAAU